CGGCAGCAAAAAACGCGGCUACUCAGGGUUUAAGAAAGCAGAGCGGUCGUCGUCUAGGGUUUUAGAGAAAGCUUUAUUCAACUUCAACCAAUAUUCUCCCGUCUGAUAAAUGGGUUUCUGGGGCAUUGAAGUGAAACCAGGCAAACCGUACCCUUACCAUUCUGAUAACGUGCCGGGAAAACUCCGGAUAACUCAGGCAACUUUGGGACCUGGCUCAUCGAAAGAGAGAAGCAUCAUUCAGUGUUCUGUUGGUCAGAAGAGUCCAAUUUUUUUGUGCUCUUUGAUACCAAAUAAGAUUGAAUCAUGCCCCUUGAAUCUUGAAUUUAAGGAAGAUGAUUUGAUAGCCUUCUCAGUUAUUGGCCCACAAAGCAUCCAUCUCUCUGGUUAUUUUGUAGCCAACGAGGGAAAUUUCAUCAGGGAUGACUAUGAUUCUGAUUCUUUUGGGGAAGACAUCGCGGAAACAGAUACCGAGGAUUCAUCAGAGUAUGACACUGGAGAUGAAUAUGAUGAUGAAUUCAUUGAUGACGACGACGAUGACUAUCCUGGGAUGUUCCCAACUUCGCCAGUUAACAAAAGUGGAGUUGUAAUUGAGGAGAUAGUGGAUGAUGAAAAAUCAAAUGAUGCCAAUGGUCAAGCUAAAGAAGUGAAGAGAACUAAGUCCAGCGACUCUGAAGAUAUUAGGAAUUCUCAGCGUCAAGUUGUGCUGAAAAGGAAUGUGGGAAAAUCUAUUUCAGAAAGUGAAGAUGAAGAUGGAUUUCCAAUUGCUACCAAAAGCAAGAGCAAAGCGAAUAUGCAGAAAUUAGAACCAGAACAGGAACAAAAAGGUCCCAGUACUGGGAAUGUGAAGGAGGCAAAAGCAAAAGAUGACAAUGAUGCUUCUAGCUUGAAAAGAAAAGUUGAAAACGAUGAGCAAGUUGAUCAUAUGGAAAGUGAUGUCAGGAAAAAGAAAAAGAAGCAGAAAAAGAAGGUAAAAGAAGUAAAAGCUCUGGAAACUGGUAAUGAUGGUAAUAUGGGGAGCGAAAAGCCACCAGCGGAAGUUGAGAGUGCAGCUGUUAAUCCAACUUCUGAUGGAGAUGAGAAUGGCAAAAAGCUAUCUAAACAGAGGGAUGCCUCGACUCACAUGGACGUUGCUGAUGGUGAAAAUAAGAAGGAAGAUAGGCAAAAAAAGAAGAGAAAGAAGGAGAAGAAGAGCAAGGAGACUGAAAUUGGAUCAAAAUCUGAUGAACUAACGAAGACGGCGGGAGAUCAGAGUAAGUCAGCUUUGGGUUCAAAAGAGAAGGAAAAAGAAUCCAAAUCAUCUCGAGUGAGAACUUUUGCUAAUGGGUUGGUUAUUGAGGAGGUAGCCAUGGGUAAACCAGAUGGCAAAAGAGCUUCACCUGGAAACCAGGUUAGUGUUCACUAUAUUGGGAAGCUAAAGAACGGCAAAAUAUUUGAUAGUAAUGUUGGAAGGGCACCAUUCAAAUUCCGCUUAGGUCUGGGACAGGUUAUUAAGGGAUGGGAUGUCGGGGUUAAUGGUAUGCGAAUUGGGGAUAAAAGGAGAUUGACAAUCCCUCCAUCAAUGGGUUAUGGGGCUGCGGGAGCUGGUGGGAAGAUUCCGCCGAAUUCUUGGCUUACUUUCGAUGUUGAACUGGUUGGUGUCCGCUGAAUUGCAUCAUCCACAAUAUGUAUAUUAGAGGAUAAGUAUUUCUAAAUCAAAAUUUUGUCUCCAUUUUUUUAGUUGCCAUCAGUCUCAAAAUUGAAGUGAACCUAUCAAGUUUUAUUAUUUAUUCUGAUUUGAGAUACCACUUGAUCAAUAGACAAGUAUUUUGUUUAUUGCUUUAAUGUUUUUCAUUCUCCUAAGAACACAGGAAUUCAAAAAGAAAAAUGGCGGGAAUAUCGUAGUAACAACUUGCCGUUUUCUUUCUAUUA
Messenger RNA from Cucurbita maxima (winter squash), 1908 nucleotides. Its product is annotated as peptidyl-prolyl cis-trans isomerase FKBP53-like. The record is from RefSeq and is a predicted model, not a curated record. The coding region runs from base 110 to 1645 and encodes 511 amino acids. NCBI's taxonomy places the organism in Eukaryota, Viridiplantae, Streptophyta, Magnoliopsida, Cucurbitales, Cucurbitaceae. The transcript is spliced from 11 exons. Gene Ontology annotation, molecular function: peptidyl-prolyl cis-trans isomerase activity.